Molecule: messenger RNA, 2207 nt
Organism: Mytilus trossulus (common blue mussel)
Lineage: Eukaryota; Metazoa; Mollusca; Bivalvia; Mytilida; Mytilidae
Exons: 5
Coding region: 81-2207 (708 amino acids)
Source: RefSeq, a predicted model, not a curated record
UAUUUUUUAUGAAGAUUCCGAUGUUUUUAUUCUGUUGUUUACAACCCAUCACGUUCUCAUUGGUACAUUAGAAAACAAACAUGGCAUUUUGGAUCGUACAUUUUCUUGUGUUAUUGUUAGUUUUAAACGCAGAAGGACAGAUAGAUUGUAAAUAUGAAACGGCAAUUGCCAACUGCUUCUGUAGUACAGAAAUAAACAUUCUUCAAAACGUCAGAAUUAUUGAAAUUCAGUCGGAAAGUUGUAAUUGUACCAUCAAUUUUCUUGAGGCACAAGAGCAACCGCCAACAGUGGUACACAUGUUCAACAAAUUAUGCAAUUGGCAUUGCAAUGAGAUAGAAUGUGUACCAGACAAUAUUUUACCAGAGGAAGGAAAAACAACUAGGAAACAGGAAAUAACUACAGUUCAUGUACCAGACAAUGUUUUACAGAAUUCUCAAUUGGAAAUGACUAACAAACAGAAAAAGUCUACAACACUGACUACAAAUCAAAAUGCUGACAGUUUAAUAAGUUGGGCUACAGAUAACUGCCUUUUAAACAACUCCCAAGUUUUAGACAGACUAUCAUUUUUGUUGACAUGUCAAAAGUGUUAUAUGAAAUUCAACUUAUCAUCGGAAUUGAAAGAUCAUUUGGAAUUUCACCAAAUUAUAGAUGACAUCAAUACAUUUUCAAAUUCAGAUGACCUAGCCAUUAAUUUCGAUUUGGAUGCUUUAAACGACUUUAAUGUUAUUCAAAAUAUCAAAGACAUAAAUAUGCCAUCAACAAGUCACUCCCACAUCACUUACAGAGCUACUGCUAGUCAAUAUAUGGACCCUCAUUCACAAACACACUUUCAAUAUGGUUUGAACCAAAAUAUAGUAUAUACCAUGGAUGACUUGAAUCAAAGGGUGGAUGCGAACGUAAUGGACAUGGAUGCUAUAACGACAAAUUACAUGGCUACCCCCUACAACUUUGAAGAGGGUGGGAGUGUUAUUCAAGGUGUACACACGUCCCUUCAAAACAGUAUCGACCCUAAUAUCACAUUGACUAUGGACGACAUCGAACAAAGGGGGAGUGGUAACGACAACGAAGAUUUACCUUAUUUAUUUCAAAUGUCGGGACAUAAAACCUUCUCCAAAAAUUUAGCCCGUGAGACUACAUACAAAGUAAAAUUCAAAGAUACCUGGAAAAAUAAAAAAAUGCGCAAUCUUCAAAACGAACUUAGGGGUAUGUUCGAUGACGUACUGGGUAGGGCCAGAGGAAAUGACUAUGACCUCGGAAGAGUUAUCAUUUCACAUCCCGAAUUGAAUAAUUCGAUAGUCGUACCAUUGGAUAACUGGUCCAACAUUAACUCGCAAAGGGUCAUGGAUGCAGUAGAAAACGUCCUAAAUUCCGACGAAAAUUUACCCUUGGAUACAGCUAUGCAAGUCACAAUAGGGAGCAUUGCAGUACCUAGUGGGAGUGGUACGAUACCCAUAACAAGACUCAAAGGGACCCGUAAUUCAAUUGCCCUAAAAAAGUCAUUAUUACAGGUAUCGAAUGACGACGAAAUGUGUAUGGCAACAGCGAUUGGUAGAUGUUUUUUAAAGCUCUGCGAAGUCGUUCCCCUGAACAAAUGGAGAGAGAUCACAAAAGACGAUGACCCCAACAUGAACACUUUUCAAAAAGUCUUGAAACAUGGCAUGACUACCAAAAGUUAUUACAAACACGUGAGUGAUUCCGCUGUGAAUAAUAAAUCUUACAGUAAAACCAUGGCAUUAACCUUAUGUAAAGAAGCAAAUCUUCCAACUGACAAACCCCUAAGCAUUAGAGACAUUCACAGCUUUGAAAACCUAUUGGACCUCAACAUUUUGGUGUUAUCCUCAAAAUUAGGCAACAAAUUUUAUCGUGUGGCUAAUAACUCCCAACGUAAAAACAUUUACCUGUACCUUACGGGUGAUGCAGAUGGAAAUGGACAUUACGAUGCCAUAGGGAGUAUAAAUGGUUAUUUUGGUUUUGGCUAUUUCUGUUCGCACUGUUUAACCCCGUAUAAAAACAAGGGGAGGCACUCCUGUAGCGAAACAUGUGACGUUUGCGGUAGUCAUCAAUGUAAGAUCAGUAACGAUCAAGUUACUUGUUCAGACUGCCACCGAACAUGUCGUAGUGAAGCGUGUUAUAAAAGACACAACUCCCGAGCUUCAGAAGGGUCACUUCCCACACCUCUUCAACACCCAAGAACACCAAUCAUAUAA